AUGGCCCUUGUCUUGCCCGUGCAGAACUAUGCCCCGCGGAGAGUGGUUAUGAUCCAGAUGGAGCAGGAAAGACGGGGCGAGAUUUCAGAUCUGUGGAGAGGCCCUAGAGAGUUGCGACGUUGCGACGAAGAAAGGCGAGGCCGGCGAGGGGAUUCCAAGUUUUGCGUCGUUGGAAGAGGAGAAAAUCGCCGAAUUCUUGCUGGAAGAGGACCCCACCCAGAUCCAGAGAUGGACCCACUCUUCACUCGCCGGAACAGAAGCAGCCAGAAUCUCCGGUUUUGA
This is a messenger RNA of Colletotrichum tamarilloi, 282 nucleotides long. RefSeq lists its product as uncharacterized. The record is from RefSeq and is a predicted model, not a curated record. The transcript is spliced from 2 exons. NCBI's taxonomy places the organism in Eukaryota, Fungi, Ascomycota, Sordariomycetes, Glomerellales, Glomerellaceae. Bases 1 to 282 code for a protein of 93 amino acids.